Molecule: messenger RNA, 2022 nt
Organism: Mobula hypostoma (lesser devil ray)
Lineage: Eukaryota; Metazoa; Chordata; Chondrichthyes; Myliobatiformes; Myliobatidae
Gene: naa20
Product: N-alpha-acetyltransferase 20, NatB catalytic subunit
Exons: 6
Coding region: 116-652 (178 amino acids)
Biological process (GO): N-terminal peptidyl-methionine acetylation
Cellular component (GO): NatB complex
Molecular function (GO): protein-N-terminal amino-acid acetyltransferase activity
Source: RefSeq, a predicted model, not a curated record
UUCGGCCUCUCCCCGCCCCCACCGCCCGCCUCACGCCGUCGUGUUUUACGCCAGUUCCGGUGGCACUUUGCCGUUCGGUGGGAGCGUUGUGGCCGGUUGAGUGUCAGCUUGUAAAAUGACGACGCUGCGUGCGUUUUGUUGUGAUGACCUUUUUCGGUUCAACAACAUAAAUUUGGAUCCACUUACAGAAACUUAUGGGAUCCCCUUCUAUCUACAGUAUUUGGCUCAUUGGCCAGAGUAUUUUAUUGUUGCUGAAGCACCUGGAGGAGAGUUGAUGGGAUACAUAAUGGGGAAAGCUGAAGGAUCAGUGGCAAGAGAGGAAUGGCAUGGACAUGUAACAGCAUUAUCUGUGGCUCCAGAAUUUAGACGUUUAGGACUAGCAGCUAAACUGAUGGAACUGCUGGAGGAGAUAUCUGAAAGAAAAGGUGGAUUCUUUGUGGAUCUAUUUGUACGAGUAUCCAAUCAAGUGGCUGUGAACAUGUACAAGCAGCUUGGCUACAGUGUCUACAGAACUGUGAUAGAAUACUAUUCAGCUAGCAAUGGAGAACCUGAUGAAAAUGCCUAUGAUAUGAGAAAAGCCUUAUCAAGAGAUAAAGAGAAGAAAUCAAUAAUACCUCUUCCUCAUCCAGUUAGGCCUGAAGACAUUGAAUAGCUUUAAGCUGUGGUUCUUGGGCAAUGUACAAUUUUAUGAGCACUGAAAAGAGAAUUAGGGAAUUUGAGGUUUUUUUUUGGAUAGUAAGUCUGCUUGUGUUUCAGUAGUGCAUGAGUAUGAAGUUAUCUUGAUAAUUUUAAGACCAUAAGAUAUAGGAGCAAAUUAGGGCAUUUGGCCCAUUGAGUCUGCUCCGCCAUUUCAUCAUGGCCUAUCCAUUUUUUUUGAGUCCUAGCAUUCUGCAUUUACCUUUGUAGGCCCCAAGAGCCACAGCUUUAUCAAGAAAUGUUUGUUAAUAUGGCCCUUGCAGCCAACAGCCUUGGAGAUACACUUGUAUGUAUGCAGAUUUCUUGUAUAUACUUAAUAAAGAUUUGUGAGAGAUUUAAUUUCUUGUGUAAUAGACGGAAUAUAGUUGGUAUCCAAAAGUGCAGCAAAAACUCAAUGUUGUCAGCUCUUUAGGUGCUGGAAUGUUUGUUUAAUUUCAUAGCUGUUCAGGCUUCCUGAUGAGGAUCAUUUGUACCUGGAGGCUGAGACAAAGGUUUUAAAUUUUUUUUAAUACACUGGAAAUGUAUGCAUGUUAAUAACUGGGUGUUUAUACAAGGAAGAAAUAAUACCUAAUAGAUUUUAAAUUUAAUCUUUCACUAUUGAUGAGAAAGCAGCAGGCAGUAUAAUAGGAGACAUUUUUGAUGCUCUAGCUAUAAACAGACUGCAGGGGGAAAAUUGUUUUAAAUCAGUUUUUUCAUAGACUUCAUGAUUUUUAAAAUACUUUAAGUACUGUCAAGGUUCAGACCUAGUUAAUACCUGUAUGUGCAAUUUACUGUAAAUAUCAAUACAUUUUUGUUCUUGUAUAAUUUUGUUUUAAUUACUAUAUCAGACGGUAGAUACUUUUAAAAUGCAUCUGUAAACAUGACUCCAAAUCAGAUUAACAACCUAAAUAUGGCUUUUGCUGCCUAAAACCUGAGACAAUGAAAAUUGUACACAAAAUUAGGAAUGAUCUAAGGUCAAUGUGUAUACUGCUACUUUGGUAUUAUUGACUUAUUUUAACAAUACUGUACAACAAAUGGAUCAUGGGUAAAAUAAAUUAAAACUAAUCACCUACUCUUUUGCUGUUCUGGGCCUAGCAGUUGGUGGUUGCCAUGUUAGAACAGUAUUAGCCUGUUUAUACAUUCCCAUGCACUGCUGGAAACCCUUUCAAUAACUUUGCUUUGAGUGGAAGCAAAAUGAAUCAAAUCAGUGUAAUGAUUGUAAGAACAGAAAGAUGUCAGUCCCAGAAUCUGCAUUUUUAAAGAAACAAUUUUAUGUACAAUUCACAGCACUGUCCCAAUAUCAGCAUGAAAAUAUCAAAAUGACACACUAUAUCUGCCUCAACCACC